This is a messenger RNA of Cavia porcellus (domestic guinea pig), 3156 nucleotides long. RefSeq names its product tripartite motif containing 28 (gene Trim28). NCBI's taxonomy places the organism in Eukaryota, Metazoa, Chordata, Mammalia, Rodentia, Caviidae. The transcript has 17 exons. The record is from RefSeq and is a predicted model, not a curated record. Gene Ontology annotation, cellular component: chromatin. The coding region runs from base 326 to 2917 and encodes 863 amino acids. Gene Ontology annotation, molecular function: transcription corepressor activity; protein binding; zinc ion binding.
AUUUCUGUCCCGCCCCCAGAUCGUGGCUCUUUCUGCAAGCGGGAGCUCUGUCGAGCGGUUCUGCUCUUAACGCUUGAUUUGAGGGUCAUUUGGGCGGCAGUACGGGCGGGACUGUGCAGAGGAGAUCGGGCAGGAGUCGGCUGACCCUCGGCAACGUCUGGCGCGCGGCGGGCAGCAGCUGAACGAACGCGUGGCGGUGCUUGGCCUCGCGGCGGCGGCGAUAGCGCCAGCGGCAGCGGCAGCGGCCCAGCCGUUGGCGGCGAGCGUGUGUGCGCCUGCGCAGCGGGCCCUGUGCCCCUCCUCCCCGUCCCCCGGCGGCGUGUGAAUGGCGGCCUCGGCGGCGGCGGCUUCCGCGGCAGCGGCUUCGGCCAGCCCGGGGCCUGCUGAGGGCUCUGCUGGUGGCGAGAAGUCCGCGGGCGCCGCCGCGGCUGCGGCAUCGGCGUCUGCCUCGGCGUCGUCGCCCUCAGGGAGUGGCGAUGAGGCUCUGGAGCUGCUGGAGCACUGUGGCCUGUGCCGAGAGCGCCUGCUGCCGGAGCGCGAGCCGCGAUUGCUGCCCUGUCUGCACUCGGCCUGCAGUUCCUGUCUCGGGCCCACCGCGCCCGCCGCCGCCAACAACGCGGGGGACGGUCCGGCGGCGAGUGAUAACACCAGUGAGUUAGGGCGCGCCCCUCCCCCGGCCUCUGAUCUGGCGCUCGGGACUGCUGCGCCUGUGCAAGCCCGAGCUCGGUGGGCUGGAGCGCUGGAUGCGUUAGUGGUGGACUGUCCGGUUUGCAAGCAGCAGUGUUCCUCCAAAGACAUCGUGGAGAACUACUUUAUGCGCGACAGUGGCAAUAAGGCUGCCUCGGACGCACAGGACGCGAACCAGUGUUGCACUAGCUGCGAGGAUAAUGCCCCAGCCACCAGUUAUUGUGUAGAGUGUUCUGAACCACUGUGUGAGACCUGUGUGGAGGCUCACCAGCGUGUGAAGUACACUAAGGACCACACUGUGCGUUCCACUGGCCCUGCCAAGUCCCGUGAUGGUGAGCGCACUGUUUAUUGCACUGUGCACAAACAUGAACCUCUAGUGCUAUUCUGUGAGAGCUGCGAUACCCUCACCUGUCGAGACUGCCAGCUCAAUGCUCACAAGGAUCAUAAGUACCAGUUCCUGGAGGAUGCAGUGAGAAACCAGCGCAAGGUCCUAGUCUCAAUGGUGAAAUGCCUUGGGGACAGACAUGCUACACUGCAAAAGAGCACCAAGGAAGUCUGGAGCUCGAUCCGCCAGGUGUCUGAUGUGCAGAAGCGUGUGCAGGUGGAUGUCAAGAUGGCCAUCUUGCAGAUCAUGAAGGAGCUGAACAAGCGGGGCCGUGUGCUGGUCAAUGAUGCCCAAAAAGUGACUGAAGGGCAGCAGGAGCGCCUGGAGCGUCAGCACUGGGCCUUGACCAAGAUCCAGAAGCAUCAGGAACACAUUCUGCGGUUUGCUUCUUGGGCUCUUAAGAGUGACAACAACACAGCGCUGCUGCUUUCUAAGAAACUGAUCUACUUCCAGCUGCACAGGGCCCUCAAGAUGAUUGUAGACCCUGUAGAGCCUCAUGGUGAGAUGAAGUUCCAGUGGGACCUCAACGCCUGGACCAAGAGUGCUGAGGCUUUUGGCAAGAUUGUGGCUGAGCGUCCUGGUACCAACUCCACAGGCCCUGCACCUAUGGCUCCCCCAAGAGCCCCAGGACCCCUGAGCAAGCAGGGUUCUAGCAGUAGCCAGCCCAUGGAGGUACAGGAAGCCUAUGGCUUUGGGUCAGAUAACCCCUACUCCAGUGCAGAGCCCCAUGUGUCUGGCAUGAAGCGGUCGCGCUCUGGCGAGGGUGAGGUGAGUGGCCUCAUGCGCAAGGUGCCACGUGUGAGCCUAGAACGUCUGGACCUGGACCUUACAGCUGACAGCCAGCCGCCCGUCUUCAAGGUCUUUCCGGGCAGCACUACUGAGGACUAUAACCUUAUUGUUAUUGAGCGUGGUGGUGCUGCUGCAGCUGCCGGUCAGCCUGGAACUGCACCCCCUGGAGUACCUGGCGCUCCACCCCUCCCUGGCAUGGCCAUUGUCAAGGAGGAAGAGACAGAGGCUGCCAUUGGAGCCCCUCCUCCUGCUACUGAAGUUCCUGAGACCAAGCCUGUGCUGAUGGCUCUAGCUGAGGGCCCUGGCUCUGAUGGCCCCCGCCUAGCUUCACCUAGUGGAAGUACUAGCUCAGGCCUGGAGGUGGUAGCUCCUGAGGCUACCUCGGCCCCAGCUGGUGGUCCAGGAAACCUAGAUGACAGUGCCACCAUUUGCCGUGUCUGUCAGAAGCCAGGUGACCUGGUCAUGUGCAACCAGUGCGAGUUUUGCUUCCACCUGGACUGCCACUUGCCUGCUCUGCAGGAUGUACCAGGGGAGGAGUGGAGCUGCUCACUCUGUCAUGUACUCCCUGACCUGAAAGAGGAGGAUGGCAGCCUAAGCAUGGAUGGUGCAGAUAGUGCUGGUGUGGUAGCCAAGCUCUCAACAGCCAACCAGCGGAAAUGUGAACGCGUCCUCCUGGCUCUCUUUUGCCAUGAGCCCUGCCGUCCCCUGCACCAGUUGGCUACGGACUCUGCUUUUUCCAUGGAGCAGCCUGGUGGCACCCUGGACCUGACCCUGAUCCGUGCUCGCUUGCAGGAAAAGCUGUCACCCCCUUAUAGCUCCCCCCAGGAGUUUGCCCAGGAUGUGGGUCGCAUGUUUAAGCAGUUUAACAAGCUAACGGAGGACAAGGCAGAUGUGCAGUCCAUCAUCGGCCUGCAGCGUUUCUUCGAGACGCGCAUGAAUGAGGCCUUCGGUGACACCAAGUUCUCUGCUGUGCUGGUGGAACCCCCGCCUUUGAGCUUGCCCAGUGCUGGUCUAAGUUCCCAGGAGUUGGCUGGUGGUCUUGGUGAUGGUCCCUGAAGCUGGGCCCCCUAUGGGCAGCUCAGCCCUGUUCGGUGUCCUGUCACUCCCAUCCUACCCCCUUGUGGCCUGACUCCCACUUCCUGAUGGUCCCAUCCCCCAGUCCCUCACAAAAUGGUUUACUUCUGUGGGUUUAAUAAAAACUUCACCAGUUCAGACAGGCCGUGGCUGCUUAGGGGCUGUGGUCCUGGUCUCUGAACGUUUGCUCCGCACCAUAAAGCAUUGGUAAUCACCAAGAA